CUCUGGCGUCCUCCCCUCUUCGCCUAUUGUGUUGUGAAGUGGCAUUCAGCCAUCGCGACGCCGACGACAAGCAAGCCUUCUCCUGGGUGUCGUCGGGGUACGCGGUGUCUGCACUUUUGGGCCCUUCCUUGGGAGGGGUUUCCUAUGGUAAGGAGUUGUCUUGGCCACAGAUCAUGAAGCUUUCGUGGACUUUGCCAUGGCUCCUGAUUGCGUUGACUUACUCGAUGUGUCUCUUGGUCGUCCUAUUCUUGCUGCCCGAGACCGCGUUCCUCCCGGACAGGGAUCUCCAGCGAAGUCCUGUUUCGCAGGCUACGACGAACUUGUUCACAGAUAGAGGGUUUCUUCUCGUCAUGGCCAUGGCGUGGGGCCAUUCGUACGUCUUUACAGGAUGGGAAACAACAUACCCCACUCUGGCAGAGCUCGACGCAGACGAGACGGGCGAAGAUUGGACGACAACGCAGGUCGGAGUGAACUUCCUGGUCGGAGGUGUUGCCCUGGUCACCUACAACGUCCUUCUGUAUACUCGGUUGGCCUCGUCAGUAUCCGUCAGGCGGCUCUGGGUCUGGUCCUGGGCUUUGCCGCUGGUCGUGCUCGUUUCGUUUCCGCGACUGGUGACGCGUCUCAUCUCGCAGGGAGCGAGCGCCGACGGGGUCGCCAUAUUGGUGCUGAACUACGGGAGCCAGAUCGUGAUCAGCGUGCUACUUGGCAGCGGCUUUACCAGCAUCCAGCUGAUCGUGAACGAGCACGUGGCCACCCUCCCGGAUCACAGGAGGCAGCUCGCGUCGGCCAACGGGGUGCUCGCGGCCCUUCAGGCCCUCGCGCGGGCGGUGUCGCCCACGGUCACAGGCUCGCUCUUCUCGUGCGGCUUCAGCGUUUCAUUCCUUUCCCGGUCCACGGCUUUCGACCAUCUUGCUGUGGUUGGGGUCGUCACGGGCGUCCUUUGCGCGCUGCUGUAGUAAUUGCUGAGGAGGGCGCACACUUGUGCGGACUUUCGCUGCAUUCCUUCCUUCUCUUGGCCUAGAGGCGGUGGAGGAACGAUAAUGGGAGCACUGACAACUGCGGCACGCCUCGCUUCCAGUUAGCGGGCAAGUCGGGCCGUGAGUCUGAGCUCAUCCCGUAGAAUCUUGGCGUGGGUUUGGUGGCCUAUUGCCAAGUCUUCUCGCGUCUCGCGUUAGGCACGGCAGCAGCUGUCUUUCAUGCUCCGAUUUCGGGCGGUGCCAGCGCAUUCUGGGCUUAAAACGAGUCCCCGUUUCUGCGGUGACCCCAGGUUUCGUUCGUUGGAACAU
This is a messenger RNA of Prorocentrum cordatum, 1286 nucleotides long. Lineage: Eukaryota; Dinophyceae; Prorocentrales; Prorocentraceae. The record is from the annotation of a GenBank genome assembly.